UUUUAAAGCCCUCUAAUUCAUCUGCACUACACAAAGACUGGGAACAAUGGUGAACCUGUUCACUGCCGCGAAGCCCUUUGGAGCUUUGUUGAUGAAGCUGGUUGGGAUCACGCAACAGAAAAUCGAAAUCGAAGCAGGGACCAUCAUGAACUUUUGGGUCCCUAAUGAAAUGGCUAACAAACCAGUUGUGGUAUUGCUACACGGAUUUUGUGCAGAUGGCUUGCUGACUUGGAUCUUCCAAGUCUGUGCAUUGAGUAGGAAGUAUGCGGUUGUAGUGCCUGACCUUCUAUUCUUUGGUGCCUCGAUCACGGACCGUCCUGAUCGGUCCACAAACUUUCAGGCGGAGUCCCUGGCUAAGGGGUUGCGGAUGUUGGGAGUGGAAAAGUGCAGCGUCGUGGGGUUCAGUUAUGGAGGGAUGGUAGCGUUCAAGCUGGCUAAGCUGCAUCCUAACAUGGUCGAGUCCGUGGUUGUUACCGGGACAGUUAUGGAGUCAGAUGACGAGACCAGUGAUGAGGCCCCAGAAUCGUGGAAGAAGAAGAGAUUUUCACGGUGGUCACAUUUUUUGUUGCCGGAAACGAUCAGUGCUGGUAGAAUGCUGCUGUCCUUUGGCAGUCACAGAUUCCAAUGGUUUCCUGACUUCGCUGUUUCUGAUUUUCUGGAGGUAAUGUACAACAAUAGAAAGGAGAAGGCUCAACUGCUUGACGCUUUAAACUUCGGUGAUGAUGACUUGGCUCCAGCUAACUACUCUCAGAGGAUCCAUCUACUUUGGGGCGCCAAUGACAGGAUUUUGAGCUUGGAGUUUGCUUGGAUGCUAAAAAAGAAAUUAGGAGAUAAAGCAAGAUUGGUAUGGAUAGAGGAUGCAGGGCAUUUAGUUCAGAUGGACCGACCCUACCUUUACAACCGCUGCCUCGAGAAAAUUCUUGCAUCGGUUUAUAGUUUAUCAUAAGCUAUAUGGCGGGUAAAAAAUGGACUUCACUCAUUAAGCUCAUCCUUUUCUCGCUUCUUAGCUUUCUUAUGGAUGUCAUAUUCUUUUUUUUU
Messenger RNA from Coffea eugenioides, 1038 nucleotides. RefSeq names its product epoxide hydrolase 4-like. The record is from RefSeq and is a predicted model, not a curated record. Lineage: Eukaryota; Viridiplantae; Streptophyta; Magnoliopsida; Gentianales; Rubiaceae. Bases 47 to 946 code for a protein of 299 amino acids. Gene Ontology annotation, molecular function: catalytic activity. The transcript is spliced from 4 exons.